Myotis brandtii (Brandt's bat) is the source of this 1221-nucleotide messenger RNA. RefSeq names its product protein FAM47A. The transcript has a single exon. Bases 1 to 1221 code for a protein of 406 amino acids. NCBI's taxonomy places the organism in Eukaryota, Metazoa, Chordata, Mammalia, Chiroptera, Vespertilionidae. The record is from RefSeq and is a predicted model, not a curated record.
AUGGCGUGCCAGCAGUGGCCCUUACCAGAGCCCCACAAGGGGUGGCUGUUAAAGUCGGACCUGAGGAAGAAGGCGCUCAUAGAGUCGGGGCUGAUCAAGCCGUGGCAGUCAGGGCCGAAGCUGGACAAGAAGCCGGAGCCCAGCAAGAAGUGGCUGCUAGGGCCGGGGCCACUGGAGCCCUUGCCUCUGGGCAUGAAAUGUAAGCCCUGGUUCAAGGACAGGGACAGGUUGCCUUCCCGCUAUCUCUCCAGGCAGAACAACAAGCUUGGGAAGUGCCCCACCUCCAUGGACAGCCGGCGGUGGGUAUUUGUGAAGGAGGGACUGGACGACUUCAGAACGGGCUGUCCAUCUCCUGAAGAUGUGAUCACUCGUGGCCCUCGGGAGGGCUUUCUCCCCAUGAUUUCUCAGAGAAUUCCCCCUCCCGAGGCAGUCCACCCCGAAUCUCCCUGGAAGCUCAACCUGGAACCUCCCGAGGAGGUCAACCUGGAACCUGAAGACCAAGCCCACGUGGAAACGGCCAAGGAGAGUCUCCAGUCUUAUUUAUUCAGUUUGUUUCCUGAGGAAGAGACAAAUGCAGCAUGCACAACGGAUAUCCCCAAAGUUCCUGGGCUCCAAAAAGCAAGAAGAAGAGUUCGUGAAUUCUUCAGAUGGAUCAAUGAUAAUUUUGGAGACAUAGGCCUUGAUGAAGAGGACAUCAUGAAACAGUUUGAAAUUGACUUAGAGGUCCCACUCACCCAUAAUACAGUCAAAAUAAAGAAAAUAAGCCAGCUUCCUUUGAAUAUAAAGCCCUGCAAACAGCUAGAUGACAUACAGCAGAGAAAAUUCUCCCUGCAGGAAGGUAACUGGGAAAGGAAACUCCGCAAACAACAAGACCCUUAUAAACCCAAACGGGAGAAGAUAAGGUAUGGAGCAUGGUACCUGGACCCCAAAUGCUGGAAAAAGCUGGUCAAUGAGCAGCCUUUGCCCGACCCUAAAGUCGUCCCUGACAAGGAGCAUCAGACCUAUGGAAGGCAUCUAGAACCAGACAUUAUUGAUGAACUUUAUGGACCAAUUGCCUUCAAAGAUUUCAUUGUAAGCAAGGGCUACAGGAUGCCAGGUGUGAUUGAGAAGAUGUUUAUGAGGAAGGGAUGGACAUAUGAGUCUGUGAAGACGCCUAUACACCGAGUAAUGAAACUCCUCUCCAAACCCAAAGAGGAGGAUUCAGGGGACAAAGAGGAUUAG